AUUACUCGGAUAUGCUGUGGACGUGAUGCAUUUACAUGGAGACACAUGGAGUUUCCAGCGCACAGAGAAAGUGGAUUUGUUGCAGCACUUCUCUCAGAUGGUUGUCAACGGCACUGAUGUGUCCCUACUGGUGGACAGUCAGAUGUGUCCAACUCUCCAAAUCGGCCUUUAUGCCAGUUUAAUGAUGGCCACACAGCAGGCGUUCAGACCAAGGUUUUCUGAUGAGUUUAGUGUGCUGAUGGAGUUGCGCAGCUCUCAGAAGGAGGAGAGCAGUGUGGUGACUCUGUUAAACUCCCAGCAUCACAUCCACCUGCAGCUCCGCCUCGGCCCACAGUCCCUCACCUUCAUCUCCACCCAACACAGAGAAUACGAGUUCACUGUGGAGUCUUUGUGUGAUGGUCGCUGGCACCAUGUAUCUCUGGGUGUCUCCCAGCUCUGGCUGGAGGUUUAUGUGGACUGUUCUCUAGUGGAGAGGGUGAACUGGGCCUAUCCUUGGCAGGGCAUCUCCACUGAUGGCGUGCUGAUGAUCGGAGGCAGCCUGGAGGGCUUUGAGAUGCCAUUUGAAGGUGCUGUGAGACAGAUGACCUUUGUGAUGGGGGAUUCAGAUGCUGCCAGACACCACUGUACUCUCCAUCAGCCUGUCUGCAACAUACCAACCUCCAAUGCACUCUGGAACAUGCAUCCUGGCACCAGGCCCCAGCAGUUGUCUAACAGUGCAGAGGGAUCUGCAGAUAAGGAGUCCAUACAUCUGGAUCACCUGUCAGAGGGAGACCCUAUAGACUCCACCCGUCAAGAUGCUGCCACCCAAAGUCAUGGCUUUGAACUUGUUGAUGAACCUCACAUCAUGUUGGCCACUAACAAUGAAGACAGAAGAGCUCAUGGCAUUGAAUCCAUUCCAAGCAUCCAAAUGGAUGUGCUGGGAGAGAAGGCUUUAUUGGAUUUAAAGGUGACAAGGGCUCUCAAGGUAUUCCAGGCCUGGAUGGAAGAAGAGGGCAUCCAGGGCCUUCAGGACCUCCAGGACUUCCCACUCUCUACCUAUGGAGGGACACUGAGGAGGACUGGGCUGCUUUCAGGGGUUGAGCUGUGUGUGAAAGGCCUCAGUGUUGAUGCUCCCUCAGAGUACACUGGAGGCUCUGACUGCUCCAUCCACAGAGACACAACAUCAGCCUUCUAUCAGAUGCUCAGAGCUGGCUGGCCAGUGAAGCCUGGCCCACCUGGACCCAUGGGUGAAAUGGGCAAACCUGGCCCUCCAGGUUACCUUGGGCCAAAGGGCGCCCCCGGCAAGACAGGGAGGUGGGGCAGGAGUGGCAGCCAAGGACUGGAUGGACAUCGUGGAUCACCAGGACUACCAGGGCUGCGGGGGCCCAGAGGAUUUAAAGGAGAGGGGGCUUCACCAGGGGAGAAAGGUGAUCAGGGUUUCCCCGGUGGGCCUGGACCAAGUGGAGACAGAGGGAGGACUGGAGAAAAGGGAUAUAAAGGGGAACCAGGAGAAGAUGGACCUGUUGGCCCUCCUGGUUCAUUAGGUAAAAGAGGCAUUCAGGGGUUCCCUGGACCGCCAGGGCCAAAGGGAGACGCUGGACACGAAGGAGAAAAGGGUCCUCCAGGACCAGGGGGGGAUCGAGGUCCAACUGGUCCACGAGGUCGUAAAGGCCCUCCAGGGCUGCCAGGAUUAGCAGGAGAGACAGGCUCACCUGGACCUCACGGGACUCAGGGUCAGCAAGGUGAUGAUGGCCCUCCUGGUCCAAAAGGGGAUAUUGGUGAAACAGGGCCCAUGGGUCCAAAAGGAUCACCUGGCAUUGAAGGGCCCAUGGGGAUGUCUGGAGGCCCUGGUCCAAGAGGAUUCCCAGGUGGCGCAGGCUUCAGAGGACUGGAUGGUGACAAAGGAGACACUGGACCCAAAGGAGACAGAGGCCCACCAGGUGCUGCAGGGAUCCACGGUCCUCAGGGAGAGAGGGGUGAACGUGGCACCUCAGGUCUUCCAGGGGGUGAAGAUGGGGAGGCUGGUAGUGCUGGAGUGGUUGGGAAACAGGGGCCAAAGGGUCGCACAGGACUCCAGGGCCCCUUUGGUCUGCCUGGCAUGCCGGGUUUUAGAGGCAGAGUUGGGAUUGAGGGACCAGAAGGAAAGCCUGGUACACAGGGCGCUCCUGGUUCUGUUGGAUCUCCUGGCCCUAAAGGAGACAGAGGGGCUCCAGGUGUGGCUGGUGAUACAGGGCAGGCAGGUUCUCCAGGAGCUCUGGGCCCCUCAGGAAAGCCAGGCCAAGAUGGGAUCCCUGGACCAGCUGGUCAGAGAGGCUUCAUGGGGAAACCAGGGUUGAUGGGCCCCCAGGGACCAGUGGGAAUGUAUGGUUACUCUGGAUCAGUGGGUCUGACUGGGAGACCAGGCCACAUGGGGCAAAGAGGAGAUGCUGGUGUCAGAGGGCCUCCUGGCAUCCAAGGAAAGACUGGACCUCCAGGUCUGCAGGGCCCCCCUGGUGGUAGAGGGACACAGGGACCACAGGGCCGUCAAGGAGAGCUGGGGCCCAAAGGCGUCCAGGGACUGCCAGGCCCUCCAGGCCAGCCAGGACCAAAAGGCAGUAUGGGGAGCCAGGGUCCUCCAGGGAGUCAGGGGCCUCCAGGACCACUGGGGUCAGCUGGACCUAGAGGGUUUCCAGUGAGGCCCACCAGGUGUGAUUGGACUGAUGGGGAGCAGUGGGUCCUGCUGGUGAUAUUGGUGCUCCAGGUCUGGGUGGGCAGCAGGGUCCUCAUGGGCCUGCUGGUGAAGAAGGGAUUCCUGGAACAAAAGGUGACCAGGGAGCUCCGGGCCCCCAGGGACAACUGGGACUCAAGGGACCGAAUGGAAAGCCAGGACCUCAGGGCUCCCACGGGCUGCAGGGUGAGCCUGGGCAGAGGGGCAAAGAGGGAGAAGUUGGAGAGCCUGGAGUUCCUGGGGAUCCAGGGAGAUAAGGGAAAUCGUGGCAUCUUCGGAUCAGAGGGCCUUCCAGGAGUCCUAGGCACACAAGGACGAAGAGGGUCAAAAGGAGAAAAGGGUUAUGCCGGCUUAAUGGGUCAAGGGGGCCUGAUGGGGAAGAUUGGACCAUUAGGUUUAUUAGGACUACAGGGUUUUCCAGGUAUUUUUGGGAUUCCAGGAUCUGACGGGCCACCAGGACAGAAGGGGGACAAAGGUCCUGCUGGUUUGACUGGGGAGCUGGGAACUCGAGGCCCAAAGGGGGUGGCAGGAAGCCCAGGUGUAAAAGGUGACAUGGGAAAGCCUGGACUAGUGGGGUCUGCAGGAGUCGCAGGAAAACCAGGUGAUCCUGGUUCAAAGGGCUUUUCUGGAGUUGAGGGUUUGAGAGGAGAGCCUGGGCAGAAAGGGGAGCCAGGAGAAGUGGGUCUUGAUGGCCUGCCAGGAAGUAAAGGACAUCCAGGAUUACCAGGACCAGAGGGUGUGGAGGGGGAGAUGGGACAUCAGGGUCCUGUUGGCCCUCCAGGACCUCAGGGACCAAAAGGUAGACCUGGGCUGGAGGGAAGGAAUGGACAAAUUGGUCGAAAGGGAGAUGAUGGCAAAAGGGGACGUCCAGGGAAGGAUGGACGCAUUGGAAAGAGGGGAAAAAGAGGGAAAGCUGGAAGUAGAGGCACAAGAGGAAGGCAAGGAGAGAAGGGAAAGAUGGGAGAUUUUGGUGCAUUUGGUCCUCCAGGGAGACUCGGCACAUUUGGUGAAUCUGGUCCACGUGGAGAAAAAGGUGAAAUGGGCAGAUCCGGUUUAAAGGGAGAACCUGGGGCUAUGGGACCACCUGGCCCUCCUGGCAGAGAUGGGUUAAAGGGAAUGCAGGGCUCUACUGGGGAGCCUGGAAGAGCUGGUCAAAAGGGAGAGCAGGGGGAUAUUGGUCAACCAGGUAGAGGAGGUGCUCCAGGCCUGCCUGGGCUGCCUGGGUUGUUUGGGAAGAAGGGCCUCAAAGGAUAUGCUGGACUACCAGGCCCUAUUGGAGAGAAAGGCUUACCUGGUCCACCCGGCCCACCUGGACCCCAAGGAACCUCCCUGAACCUCACACUAACUCAGCUGAAGGAGCUCAUGUAUAUGUCAGACAAGCCUAACUACAUCCUGGUCCAGACUUUGUUGGACUCCCUGCAGAGAGAUCUUCACUGGUUCAUAAACCCACCAGAUGGCACCAAACAACACCCAGCUACUACAUGUCUUGAGCUGUGGCUCGCUCACCCCAACUCCACUAAUGGGAUGUAUUACAUCGAUCCUAACCAGGGGAGCCCAGCUGAUGCUUUUCAAGUGUACUGUGACUUCACAGCAGAGCCAAAGACCUGCCUGUCUCCACUCCAGCCUCAGGUAUCAGCACUGCACACCACACCUGACAUUCUUUAA
Molecule: messenger RNA, 4351 nt
Organism: Epinephelus moara (kelp grouper)
Lineage: Eukaryota; Metazoa; Chordata; Actinopteri; Perciformes; Serranidae
Product: collagen alpha-1(I) chain-like
Exons: 63
Coding region: 26-4351 (1441 amino acids)
Molecular function (GO): extracellular matrix structural constituent
Source: RefSeq, a predicted model, not a curated record